Nomia melanderi (Alkali bee) is the source of this 1079-nucleotide messenger RNA. RefSeq lists its product as uncharacterized. Lineage: Eukaryota; Metazoa; Arthropoda; Insecta; Hymenoptera; Halictidae. Gene Ontology annotation, cellular component: mitochondrial intermembrane space. Gene Ontology annotation, molecular function: protein binding; oxidoreductase activity, acting on a sulfur group of donors, disulfide as acceptor. The record is from RefSeq and is a predicted model, not a curated record.
UCCUCGGCGUCGGCCGGCGAUGCCAUAGCAAAGCCGAUUUAAAGCAGUGUUCCCUUCAUCAUCCAACCAAACUGAUCAUGCGGUGCUACCUGUUCACGUCCAGCUGCGCGUUUGCGGCUAUAGCCUUUGUCAUCUUCAUCAGCGACCUCGGUACAUCGGUGGCAGGCGAUGAACUGUCGAACAACCUGAUCGAUGUGGAUGUCUACUAUGAGUCACUGUGUUCCGAUAGCAAGCGAUGGCUGAGAGUACAAUUAGCCGAGUCGUACCAAAUCCUGAAGGAUUACAUUCGCCUCAAUUUUAUCCCAUACGGGAAAGCAUCGCAAACAGCCGAUGAAGCGACCGGCCGAUGGUCAUUUGCCUGUCAACAUGGGCCUGACGAAUGCAACGGUAACAAGGCUCAAGCCUGCGCCAUCCACGCGAUUCAAAAAGAGGAGCCUGCCGACAAGGUUCAAGAACUCACGGAAAGAGUCGUAGUUUGCGCAAUGUCAACCAGGUUCCCGCCGUCGGAGGUGGAGACGUGCGCCGAGAAGUUAUGGGCAAGCCAGAAAACGCAGGACAGUAUCAAGAGUUGUAUCUCCAGUUCUCUAGCCGACGAGUUGCUCGCUGAAUAUGGCAGGAAGACGGCUGCUUUGAGUCCGCCGAUCUCCUUCGUGCCGACAAUCGUGAUCAACGGAGUGUAUUCUAAGGAGAACCAGAAUAAGGCGCUCAAUAACUUCCUUAAACUAAUUUGCGACAAUCUACAAGAGGGAGCGAAGCCGUCGGAGUGCAGCACCGCUUGAAAAUAAACGAUUGCUUAACCCCAUCGCCACUGAAAGCUCCGUAUAGUGGGUCACUGCUUUUUAUACAAAGCCUACACUGUCACCGUUGCUGCUCAUUCAAGGGGUCACUAUCGUUGGCUAUUCAUAGCUUCCAUCCGAAAAACAGUUGCAGUUGAAUUUUAUUCCACUAUUCGUAUUUGUACGGGAAUCCCACUAAAACUGGCGAGCUGUUGUUCAAAAGGCCUUACACGCUUCAAACGUUUCGUGUACUGGAACUGUUCAACUUAAUAAUACAGGAAUAAAUAAUUUCGUAUAAACGAA